GGUACAACGACAUCUUUCUCGACGCAACCAACUACAACAACAACAGCUAAUUACGAUGCAGCGACAACGGCAGCCGGAACCACAGGAAAUGACAGUUUAGAUGCCUUACAACAGAGCAUUAAAGAAGGUUGGACAGUGCAUACCGCGAAAGAUGGACGUCUCUACUACUGCAAUCACAUAACAAAAACGGCUGGAUGGUUACCUCCGAUAGAAAACUGGCGACCUGAUUAUGAUUUGCCCUAUGGAUGGGAGCGAGCAGUCGACUUGAAAGGACAAUAUUACUACAUAAAUCACUUGAACAAAACUGCAACGUACGAGGCACCCGAGCGCUACGAAAACGACGAUUCACCACCGAAACCCCGUCAUGUCACCCUCAAACGCAGCCCGACGUUGGGCUUUGGCUUCGUUGCGGGCAGCGAACGUCCCGUCAUCGUGCGUUUUGUCACCGAAGACGGCCCGAGCGCGCAAGAUCUCCUGCCCGGCGAUCACAUUCUCGAAGUCAAUGGGGAAGAUGUGAAGGAAGCGCCGCGCGAUCACGUCAUUCAACUCGUGCGAAAUUGCGAAGACACGGUAUCGCUGGUUGUGUGCCAACCGCACCUCUGUACAACAGUUGGGCGUAAAUCGACACUCUUGUCCGCCGGCAAAAAGGCAAAACUAAAAUCAAAACCGAUACGUGUCCGAUUUGCGGAAAGUGUCUGUGUUAAUGGAGCACCUUUGUUUCCCCCAUCGGCAUUUUCUCUUGGUGAUAUCUGUGUACCCCAAAUGGCUAACGUGCUCAAAGUUUUUCUCGAGAAUGGACAAACUAAAUCAUUCAAAUACGACUCAACUACCAAAGUUCAGGAUGUAAUGUCUUCCUUACAAGACAAAUUGUGCAUAACUGCCAUCGAGCAUUUCAGUUUGGUCGUUGAGCAUGUAAAAAGUUUGAAGCGAAAUAAACUGACACUUCUAGAUCCGCAAGAAACUGUUGCCAGAAUAGCAGCGCGUCCCGGUGCCCAUAAACUACGUUGCUUGUUUCGCGUUACUUUUGUUCCCGUAACGACGCCCGAGCUGGCGGAAAAGGAUCUCAAUGCGCUUGAUUAUCUGUUCAUGCAGUGUUGCAAUGACGUGGUGCAGGAACGCUUUGCCCCCGAGCUGCAACCCGAUGUGGCAUUACGACUUGCCGCAUUGCACAUCCAUCAACAUGCGUUAGCCAACAAUAUAUCACCGUCAAAAUUAACUGUUAAAACUGUUGAGAGAGAAUUUGGACUGGAACGAUUUGUGCCUGCCUCAUUAGUGGAUAGUAUGAAGCAUAAGGAAUUGCGACGACUGAUAGCACAUUUUUUAAAAUUAAACUCCCAAAUGACCGGUUCAAGCACGAAAGUGUUAACGCAACUGCAAGCAAAAAUCCAUUAUCUAGACAUAAUUUCCGGCUUACCAAGUUACGGCGCCAAGUGUUUCAGUACAAAUCAGCGCGAUGGCGUCGAACGCGUACUCCUCGUCUCCCCCCGCUUCGGUCUAAGUCAAAUUAUCGGCAUUCGCAGUUCCGUGCCGCAACCAAUUUGCACAAUUGAGGAACUCUCCCGUGUCUCUGUGACAAAAAUUGACGAAGUUUCUGACGCCGUUGCCGUAUACAUUGCGCCAGAUCGCCUCAUCACGUUCCCCAUGGAAAAUCGCGAGGCAUCCGAAUUUGUGAUAGUUUUAAGCGGUUAUUAUCGCCUCUUGACAGGAAAAUCUCUCGUUGUGGACCAAGAACGCGAAAUCCAAAUCGAAGACAUUCCGCCGCCGUAUUUGUCGCAACACACAAUUAUUCCGGCACCCUGGAGCUAUUUCCCGUUUCCGCCGGAAAAGCAAACUUACAGCAUGGCAUUCCUCAUGCCGCCGCCAUAUCACUCGACGAAGCAAAUUUUGACUUCCAUGAAGUCGAACGAGUUGUGCGAUCGCAACAUGAACAGCACAGUGGCGGCAAAUCAGAAUCACCUGUCGACAUUGGAGCGUUUUGAGGCGAAACGAAACGACGAUGUGCUGCGACGCGUCGUUGAAAUGCAAAAAAUGGUCGAAAAUAGCGAACAAUAUUUGAACGAACACGGCGAUUUUAGUACGACAUCUUGCGGCGAGCACGAAAUUCGACCAAAUAUUCAUGAUCCGUGGCGCGAAUCAUCCGUGGAUUUUGAAAGUGACUGCGAAAGUGUCGGUAGUUCGAAGCAAUCGUACAAUAUUGAUGGAAAUGUGCCGCCGCCGGGCGUUUUGAAGCACAGUGACUCGUUAACGUUGCUCAGUGACACGAUAAAUUCCGAACUGAACGACAUCGAACGCGAUUUGAAUUCAGUAUUAAGUCCGUUAUACGACAAAAAUCGUGUGACGCCGCAACAAUUGACGCUAAAUAACGGCACUCCGAAGGCGGAAAGGAAAGUUCAGGGUUUCAGCAAGAUCAUCAGUGACCUUCAAGCGUUGGGGCAUGAUUUGUCGUUGAGCGAAAGUGAUAAUGAAAGUGUUUAUAGUCCCAAUAGUUCGCCCGUGCAUCAAAACCAGGUGAGACAAAAUAACCAGAGAAACCGCCUAAAUCGACACAGUUUCGGGCUCCAUAGUCCCGAUACUAAUGUCUUUCCGGUUGAACAGGAAAGUGCGAAGCUACGGGAAUAUCUAGCGAAGUUGCGUGAAAAUAGUUCAAAAGAAAACGAGCGAAAUCAGGAGCUUUUAGGUUUUAAUAUGGCCGACGAAUCGAUGAUCGUGAAUGAUCCCGAUCUCAUUGAUUUGACGUCAAUUCCGCCGCCUCAAACCCCAGAUGAGCUAGAUGCCCUAAGUACGCUUCCCGUUCCGCCUCGAGGGUUCGAUGACAAGCAAAAACAGACAAAUAUCGAGUUGGAAGCGUUCAUUAAGCAGGUAACGAUCGUACCUCCCACACAAAAGGCAACUCCCGCUGUGGAGUUGACACCUGAAGAAAUUCUCUCAUUCAUUAUUCCGCCUCCUCCUGACCUUAACGACACCGCCGAAGCAAAUCGUGACGAGCAUUUGUACUGCAAUAAAGGUGAAAUUGCAAAUUCAGCGUCCCCAAAUACAGAUACCGUCGAUUCGAGUACCUUGAAUGGUAACGGAAAUAUUAUCGAGUAUCCGUCUCUCGAUCGAAAGCCCUUUUUCUGUUGCGGUAAGACAUCGGAAAAGGCGAAAAAUGCCAAAAACGAGGAAGAAUCGACGGAAAAUGGGUUCCUAAAGCCGCCGCCGCGACGAUGCGUGCAUUCCGAUCAAAAUCCCAUUCCGCAACGUCCUCCGAAAAACAUUGAUUUGCAACGACGCACGAAAAGCCCGAGUCCGUGUCGCGCCCAAACGACACACCUGAAUGGAUUUUCCGAUUAUAAUGAUGCCGUUCCGCCAUCGUUACCGCCACGCGAUGCCACGUCACAAAUGUCCCCGCCAUUGCUCACAUUACCCCCGAAAAAACCUCCGCUUCCGCACAAACCAAUCAUCAAGAGUCCCAUUCCGGUCAUGAAAAAUUCGACUCCCGUUCGCACCGCUACCAUCGGAUCACCUCAUUUGCAUAAACCAGCCAGUACAUAUCAUGAUAUUGAACGAGCUUUUAAUUUUAGUAGAGAAGAUAUCGAACAAAAUCGUGCCCCGGCGUGUAAUGGGCACAUCAGAUCACGCAGCGAUUGUCCACAAAUCCCGAAUACGAAGCUUUUUGCGAAUGGCACGACGCCUCAACCGCCGGUUUCAAUGCUUUUUUCGCCGCAACUCGCCCGUAAGCCACAACCGCAGUUCAGUACGCCGCCUUUGAGUCCUUUUUUGACGUCACAUCGACACAUGAACGGCUCCGCUGGCAUGAAUGUCGAAGGACUUCUUGCGAAAACGGACUUUGCCAUGGCAGGGUUGCAAGUAAAACUCGAUCAAAUCGCGAAUGCCUGUACACAAGCGCAACAUGCGGGCGGCGGCGUCGAUAUUGACGAGCAAAAAUUUCAAGCAGCUCGUGAUGAACUCACGGAACAAGCAUUGCAACUUGUAACGUCGUCAAAACAACUCGUUGUCGCAAUGUCAGAUCCGCAUUUAAAUAGUCUUCCGGAACAUCUCACCGCUUGUCUAACGGCAAUUCGGAGAAUUACAGAGCUCGGGCAGGUUUUGACGCAACAUACGUCGUCGCCGCUUCAAACGAGGAACAUUAUCCUGAAAAUUCAUGAUGUCGCGUCGAGUUUUCGUGAAUUGGCUUGUGUGAAAGUUGGUAGUACAGCGCUUCCGGGAGAACUUGCUUUGCAUGCUGAAUGUUUGGCGAAUGUUCUUGCAACACUGCUACGGAGUCUGAGACUUUUUUCACCAUAA
Culicoides brevitarsis is the source of this 4284-nucleotide messenger RNA. RefSeq lists its product as uncharacterized. The record is from RefSeq and is a predicted model, not a curated record. Gene Ontology annotation, molecular function: protein binding. The annotation marks the transcript as partial. The transcript has 7 exons. Gene Ontology annotation, cellular component: cytoskeleton. NCBI's taxonomy places the organism in Eukaryota, Metazoa, Arthropoda, Insecta, Diptera, Ceratopogonidae. Gene Ontology annotation, biological process: signal transduction.